Messenger RNA from Orbicella faveolata, 5201 nucleotides. RefSeq lists its product as uncharacterized. The record is from RefSeq and is a predicted model, not a curated record. Lineage: Eukaryota; Metazoa; Cnidaria; Anthozoa; Scleractinia; Merulinidae.
CAUCCCAUGUCCUUGCCUUCAAUGCCAUCGUUGAAAAGCCUGUUGGGCGAGCCGUUGACUGUGACGCUGACUUUCGUCAGAUCCGGGAAGAUGAAUUUUUCUGAAUCUCUGUCGCCCACAGUAUACGGCUCUACACACAGGAGGAGGAAGGCUUUUAGUGAUCUUCUUUGGGCUUUGACUUUGAUGUUGAUCCUUGUGUCAGUGCCUUUUUUGAAAGACACCUCUUUGUCAUGCAUCACAUGGUCGUAAGGAAACUCUUUGGCGCUGGUGUAAACGCUUUGUGCCUCGUCCGCCAGAGUCUUGCUGCGGAUCGUUUCGUACUCAAACUGGAUGUUUGUCGGCUUGUAUUUCAGCUGGGUUGUGUCGGAGCCCCUGACCACAUGUUUAGCUUCAGCAAGUUUUACUUCGAACAUGAGGUCGUUGUAAAGGCCUGGGGGUAGAAAACACCGUGGUUGGUUAAAAUCUGGUGGUCAAGCCUGAUCUGGUACUUGCUUCCGUAUACCUUGUUCAGCUUGUUUUCAGUGUCAACACCCGACGUUUUCUUGUCUCCCAUGCCUGAGCGGAUCUUGCAUAGAUCCUCGCUCUGAAUCCCUUCGAGAAGCAUGCCAUCUCGCUUUUCCUGUGAAAGGAAAAGGUCUUAGUCAACCGUGUCUUGCAGGAUAGUGCCUGCAAACUUCACGACCUGCCUGUCAACGAGCGCCCACGUGACGUUCUGAACAAGGAAGUUGUUGGCGUGCCCUCCAGAAAUGUCGAUGUGAAAGCGAAGCGCUAGCGAGCCCGGCACCAGAACCUUGUUCUCGUACAGCUUGGGCACGGAAACAUACAGCUUAUCCCCGGGGUUGGCUUCGGAGCGUUUAAUGUCUUUUCGUUGUACGUUGGGCAAAGGUUAUCUGGAACUUCCAUUGUGUAUCAAUACACCGGCGAUUAUUUUCUAAUUGAAAAAAUAACAGGCUUGAAAUAUAUUGCUAUGUCGGAAGACUGCGGCGAAUUUGGUUACAAAGAACCGUACCUUGACGAGCAGCUCGACAACGACGAUGACACACAAGAGGUUAACAGAACCCAAACUUUUGACCCAGGCACGACAUCAACUCCCUACCAACCUGCCAUCCCCUACCACGUGGGUGAACAAACGGAAAUGCAUACCAUGCAGCACGAGCAGUCCGGCCUUCCUGACACUUCUUAUCAGGAAGGAACCCCUUUGCUUCAAAGAACACCUUCAAUCAGUGAUCUUCAAAAAGAAAGCUAUUUGCGGCAAAAACUCAAAAAAGCUGUGGAUGCGAUAAAAGUCAAAUACCCUAAAGCAAAAUUUGAAAAAAUCAAAAUUAGAAGAGCACUGAAAAAAAUGAGGGAAAAAUUGUUGCUGUGGGGUCUAGAAAGGGUGAGUACAAGAUUCUAAAAGAUGAUGAGUCAGGUGUUAUGAAAAAUUUUUUAGACAGCUUUAAAGAUGAACUUGGACCGAAGGCUGAAGAAAUUAUAGCUGAAGACCGCGACACAAUCAGAGAACAACACCAAAGUUUAAGAGAGGCAGAGAUCCAACUACAACAGGCAGAAACACUCUCUUCACAAAGAGAAGAAGAAAAGAAAGAAGUGGAAGUCCUGAGACGUAAAAUCGAGCAAACUAAUGCUCAGAUUGAUGCCAUUCAGGAUGAACAAGGUUCGAAUCUUGAAAGUGAAGCAGAGCUCAGAAGGCUGAAACAACUGAAAAAGAACUAUCAAAGCUAUUUUGAAAACAAGAAAAAAGAAUUGGACUCGCUAACAAAAAAAGCAAUAAACAGAGAAAAAGAACAACCCAAGGUUGACAGACUCAGGGCCAGCCUCGCACCAAAAGAAAGUGAAACAAACACCAUGGAAGAAAGGCUCAACCAAAAAAAACCUUUGGACGACCUGAAAGAGCAGGAAAGCGAGCUGCAGCGCCAAAAUGAGGAAGACCAGGCAAUCAUCCAAGAUGAGAAUGCCUCGCCCUCCGACAAAGAAGAUGCAAGAGAGAGGGUGGCAGAAAGAAACGAGGAGCUCACAGGUUUGCAAACUCAGAUUGCGGAAAGGGAAAGGGGGCGGCCUCUCUUGGAAAGGGUAAAAGAGAUCUUCAAAAAAUAUGGCGUGACAUUGACUGCUAUUCUUAUCGCCGCUGGGACCACAAUCGGAGCUGUCAUCGGGACCCUCACCAGAGGUUUGAAAGCCACCAGCAAAGCUUUGAGAAAUGGCCUCAAAGAUAUUGCCGCGAAACUUGGUUCUCUGCAGCCCGGGCUUAUUGGCUCGAUUGUGAGCUUUCUAUUCAAAGCCGCCGGCCAAGUCGUCGGGUUUCUGGCUGAGCACACCUGGCUGCUCAUUCUUGCCACAGUGGCAUGUUUGUUUGAACAAUAUAUUAAGAAGCGACGUUAACUUACUGCCAAGCCAUGAACAGUAAAGCCGAUAAUCCAACUACACCGACAAUUACCGCUGUUUUGUUUAUUUCGUGUUGCGGUGUUUUAUCUGGAGCCUUUGGCUCUAUUUUUUGCGCCGUUGGUUGUGCUUGCUUAGUUUUGUUUGAAGAUGAUUUCCUUGAUUCAGCUGUUGCGGCUUUGUGUAUCGGGUUGGACGGAUGGCUAUUGGGAGGGUUAAUUUUUGACAGGCCGCCUACCAUUAGUUUGAGCCCAGCUUUUUUUGUGUCUGGAUUUACCUCGUUGUUCACCCAGUUUCAUCCCGGAGACCGCCUGCUUUAGCUUCUUGUUGUAACCAACCGUGCUUGCGGUGUUGAUUAUCAUUUGCGCGGGCAUAAGCCAGGCCAUGGGGGCUAUAGCGAGCUUGAGCCUGACCUUCGCUUGAUCCACUGCGAGCUGGUACCUUUGCACGCUCGUGGCCAGGUCGGGCUGUGUGAUCGCACUUUCCAUCAGCACCAGGAACUCGUUUUGGGCUUCUUUCGCCCGGCCACCAGAACCGAGAAUACUGCUGCGGACGUUGACUUGCGCACCCAGAACGCAGUAAACGAAAGCCUCAAUUGACUGGUUUAUCCUUGCCAGGCCUGCCUGGGUCAAGCCAUUCGCGGCAUUGGGUGCAAACCAGUCGAACUGCCGAUCUCCAAAAAGAUCAGGCCGUAUAAACUCAAAAAGGUUCCCUUAAUCAGUUUUCCACCAUCAUCGCUAAACUUGUUCCACCCAGGAUACUUAUAAUCUGUUUUUGUUGGCAAUUCCCCCUAAGGCUUAACAUACAACACCCCCAAACCACUAUUUGCACCCGAAGUAAACCUAAAGUCGCUUUAAAGGUCUAUGCCGACCUCGCCGCAUAUCCUUUUGUACAAAGCAACGUCAUAAUGAUUAUUCAUUUGGUUGAAAAUCGGCUCUUCGGGCAAAGCGCUUAUGCUCUGAAUUCCUCCUAGCUGGUACAAAAUGCACCUGACCGUGAAAUACACGUGGAAGAUAUAAAAAGCUCUUAUCUGCGGUGGGAGAUUCAUCCUGCUCUCAAAGAUUUCGCGAGAAACUCUGCACCCCUGUGUUGUGCAGAAAACCGCAAAGUUGAGCUGUUGCAGCCAAUAUUUCAUGUCAGGCCCUCCUAACCAGUGUUUUGAUUCGGUUCCAGAAGUGUGCCUGAGUUUGGUUUCUUGAAAUAUUUCUCGGAAUUUUGUCAUGAAAUAUUGGUCAGGCGUGACAUAGAUUUUGAUUUCGGCGUUGAAUAUUUUCUUCAAGCUUGGCGCUUUGCCAUUGAAAGGUACCGCAGGGAUUGGCAAAGAAACUUUUCAACCAAGUGGUGACAGCUGGUAAGGAAAAUCCCCGCUGUCUCCCAAACCGAGCGCUUCUUUCAUUUCGGCGCUCCAAUAUUUUCUGUCUGAACUGAAGACGCUUUGAAAUGAGCCUUCGCUUUCUUUGAAAAACACCUCUGCGGUUACAUUUUUUUCUUGUCGAUCAUUUCUUGUGAAAUGAACCGGCUUUUGUCCGCUUUUGGAAAGCGGUUUAAAAAGUUUGUCCACGCCUUUUUCUUCGCAGCAUCUUUUUUCAAAAACUUGGGGUCACCAAACCCGGGAUCUUGAUUGAUAUCGUCGCACCGAUUCGGCAUUGUAUUUGAACAUAAUUAUUGUUAGUUAAAUAUAAAAAUGGUUGUUCUCACUAUUGUCACGCAAGAGAACGGCGCGACAAUAUCUUUUGACGAACUGAUACCGAAAGUGCAUUUCAUGAAACUCAUAUCUUGAAGUUUAUUCAACAGCUGGGACACUUUGAAAAAAGAAGGUUCGGCCUCCUUGGGAGAUAAAAACAAAGAUAGAGCUUUGUCAGUUAGUAAAUUACCCCUAGGACAUUAUAAUUUAGAAAGCUUGGCAAACAAAAUAGACGGGCUGUUCGCAAAAUAUAAAUAUGACCUUGUAACAGAAAUAAAUCAACCUGUUGGCCAGCUUGUAAUCAAAAAUUUUGGGUUAAAACCGAUUGAACUUGAUCGCGAUUUAGCCAAUUUGUUUAAUAUUAGGAGAAAUUUGGGUGUUAUAACAUUCGUAAAAGAUAUUAAAGCUCCAACGACAUAUUUUAUUCGUUGUAAUUUGAUUGACACAGAACGGAAUCUGUUCAAUGCAAAAGGUCAGAUGUAUUAGCCCUGUUUGAUGUGAAAGGGAAGCCUUAUGAAAAGGUGAGCUACCAGGGUUCUCCGCAACAGGUUUUGCAAGACCUCUCAGUACCCCCCAGUCUCCACUGGGCCGGGGCGGGUUCACCUGGGGUUGUCACCGUGGACGGUCUCACCCCAUACCCCUGACAAGCACCUGUACGUGCCUCACCCUCACAUCCGAAAGGACCUUCAUUUGCUUGCUGUAAAGAGUAUAAUUCUUCAAGCUAUAUACAUUGAUCCAGUCACCUCCCCUUUCACUUGUGGUGUUGCUUCUCUGUCCUUUGCCUAAAUUUCACAGUAUACACACAUACGCAUGCACUUUUGGGUGGCGAGAUGAUGUCAUACUUGAGCUGUAUUUAGAGAUUGGAUGAAUAAAUUAUAUCCCAACAGCACUUCUGAAGGCCAAAAUGAUUGUGCUUUUCCACGCUAUUUGCUUUAUUUUCACGGAGCUUUCUACACCGUUUGGCAGAAAGAGGUCAGACAGAUAACAUAUCAAGUCAUAGAAGCCAUGCGAGAAGCAGAGGAAACUUAAACCGGCUCGAUUGAGUCCCUUGUUCAAGGAAUAUCACAUGUCACAAGCGAUCGAACGCUGCGAUCAAAUCUUGCUAUUUUCUCGUUUCCUCCUGCUCGCUUCACUUCGG